Bipolaris sorokiniana ND90Pr is the source of this 975-nucleotide messenger RNA. RefSeq lists its product as uncharacterized. The record is from RefSeq and is a predicted model, not a curated record. NCBI's taxonomy places the organism in Eukaryota, Fungi, Ascomycota, Dothideomycetes, Pleosporales, Pleosporaceae. Gene Ontology annotation, molecular function: heme binding; oxidoreductase activity, acting on paired donors, with incorporation or reduction of molecular oxygen; monooxygenase activity. The transcript has 4 exons. Bases 1 to 975 code for a protein of 324 amino acids.
AUGUAUGCACUGCAAGUUUUACAUGGUGUAACCGUACUCAUAUCUUCAGAUAGCAUCACUGAAGACAUGAACACCGAAGUCGAAGCCGUUCUCAUGGACAUGCUAGGCAAUGUUCAAGACUGGAAAACCAUAGACCUAAAAACCCUCAUUCACCGUUUAGCCGCCCGCGUCUCUUGCCGCGUCUUCCUUGGCCCAGAACUCUCAGACAAUGCCGAAUGGAUCGAUAUAGACGUAACCUACACUGAAAACUCCAUGAGGGUAAUCUAUCAACUGCGCAGUUUACAUCCAAUCUUUCGACCCAUUGCGCAAUGGUGGAUGCCCGCCCUUCGCGUAUGCAGGCUGCAAGUUGCAAAGUCACGCGAAAUCAUCAAUCCACUCGUUCAGAAACGGCUGCAGAAGAAAGCUAAUGGCGAGGCUACUGAAAAAACUGCUGAUAUAAUUAGCUGGAUUGAUGACAAGGCUAGGGCGAAGAAGACAAAGAUUGAUUUUGCCGAACUACAGCUAUUCCUCUCGUUCGCGGCUGUGCAUACUACUACGGAAAUGAUAUCGGGAUUAAUGUGCGAUCUUGUCGAGAAUGAGCACUGGAUCUCACAAAUCAGGGAAGAGACGUUGUUGGCUUCGAUGAAGCUGCUUGGUAGCGCGAUGAAAGAAUCGCAGCGCUUGAAUAAGCUGACUGGUCUCGGGACGCAACGCGUAGUUCUAUCCAACGUAACCUUCUCCAACGGCACCAUAAUCCCCAGAGGCUACAAACUCGCCGUCGAACACCGAUUCUCGGACCCAACUCUGUACCCCAAGAGCGAGCACUUCGAAGCAGGUCGGUUUCUCAAGCUGCGCGACACUGAUCAGAGUCGGUGGCAAUUCGUUACCGGGUCGCCUGAGCAUCUGGGAUUCGGAUACAGAAAGCAUACUUGCCCUGGCCGCUUUUUCGCCAGCAAUGAGAUCAAUAUUAUUAUAGUCUACUUGCUCGUCAAGUAG